Messenger RNA from Pelobates fuscus (common spadefoot toad), 4554 nucleotides. RefSeq names its product kinesin family member 15 (gene KIF15). Gene Ontology annotation, molecular function: ATP binding; microtubule motor activity; microtubule binding. The record is from RefSeq and is a predicted model, not a curated record. The transcript is spliced from 35 exons. Lineage: Eukaryota; Metazoa; Chordata; Amphibia; Anura; Pelobatidae. Gene Ontology annotation, biological process: microtubule-based movement. Bases 99 to 4277 code for a protein of 1392 amino acids.
UUGAAGUUCCGCCAUUUUUCUAGAGGUGAACGGUGUAGGGGACUGGUGACCCGACUGACGUUUAAACGAGUCCAAGCGGACAAGGAGGGAACGAGAGGAUGGCGCCGGGGACCAAGGGUGACCCAUCUGAUGUUACGUUACCCCUCCCAUGCUUGCCAAGUGGUGAAGGAGAUGCUAUUAAAGUUUUUGUGAGAAUCCGUCCCUUAGCAGAAGGAACUGUUGCUGGAGGUGAUGGGGAUCAAGGUUUGUGUCUGUCUGCCCUGUCUACCAACACUGUUCGUCUGAAUUCUAAACCUGAGCCAAGAAUAUUCACUUUUGAUCAUGUAGCUGACAUGGAUGCAACUCAGGAAUCUGUAUUUUCAGGUGUGGCAAAAAACAUUAUUGAAUCGUGUAUGAAUGGUUACAAUGGCACCAUAUUUGCCUACGGCCAGACCGGCUCAGGGAAGACUUUUACAAUGUUGGGUCCCUCUGAAUCUGAUAAUUUCACGCAUAAUCUCAGAGGAGUUAUACCUCGGAGCUUUGAGUAUCUAUUUUUCUUAAUCAAUCGUGAAAAGGAGAAGGCUGGAGAUGGUAAAAGUUUUUUGUGUAAAUGCUCGUUUAUUGAAAUCUAUAAUGAACAGAUAUUUGAUCUACUGGAUUCGGCCUCAACAGUACUUCUUCUAAGGGAACAUAUUAAGAAAGGGGUUUUUGUUGUUGGAGCUGUGGAGCAAGUGGUCACUUCAGCAGCUGAAGCAUACCAGGUACUAUCCAUGGGUUGGCGUAAUAGACGUGUAGCUUCUACCUCAAUGAACAGAGAAUCGUCAAGAUCGCAUGCUGUUUUCACAGUAACAAUUGAGUCUAUGGAAAAGAUUAACGAGAUUGUCAAUAUCAGGUCCUCACAGCUCAACCUGGUAGAUUUGGCAGGUUCUGAAAGGCAGAAGGAUUCCCACGCUGAAGGAGUCAGACUAAAGGAGGCAGGCAGUAUAAACCGUUCCCUAAGUUGCCUAGGUCAGGUCAUCACAGCAUUGGUUGAUGUGGCUAAUGGCAAACAGAGGCACAUUUGCUACAGGGACUCCAGGCUCACUUUUUUACUCCGGGACUCUCUAGGAGGUAAUGCAAAAACCUUCAUUAUAGCAAAUGUACACCCUGGAUCCAAGUGCUUUGGGGAAACAUUAUCUACAUUGCAAUUUGCCCAACGAGCAAAAUUAAUAAAAAACAAGGCUGUGGUUAAUGAAGACACCCAAGGGAAUGUGAAUCAGCUGCAAGCAGAGGUGAGGAAACUAAAAGAACAGCUUUCUCAGCUGCUUUCCGGACAGAUGCCACAGGAUAUUUCUAUUGCCAGAGUUGGUCCAUUUGACGAGAAUAUUGUUGACUACAUGAGCAAUUUCUUGGAAGCAAUGGUGCUUAUGGAGAAGUCAGAAGCUGAAAAGAAGGCCUGUUUACAAAAAAUAGCCCAGCUAGAGGAUCUUUGCAACAAGAAAGAAAAGUUCAUCCAAUCAAAUAAAAUGAUUGUUAAAUUCAGGGAAGACCACAUAGCACGCCUCGAAAGAACUCUGAAAGAUGGUCGCAAUUCAUUCUCCAAUAACGAGCAAGAAGACUUGAUUUCUGAACUCAAGGAGGAGAUACGUGUAUUAAAAGAUCAGAUUGAGCAUCACCCUCGUGUAGCUAAAUAUGCCCUUGAGAAUCAUAGUUUGAGAGAGGAAAAUAAAGGUCUUCGUUCACUGCAGUCUGUAAAGAGAGCCCAAGAACUUAGUGCCCAAAUGAUUGCAGAGCUGGAAAAGGCAUUUUUAGAAGCAUCUACAGCUGAGAAGAACAGAGGUCUACCAAUGCAUUCCACUCCGCUACCAUCAGACAACAAUAAUAUAUCACUGGAAAGGAUGAAAGAACGAUUGUUGCAGCUUCAAAGUGAGCUGGAAACCUCAAAGCAAGAAUAUGAAGAGUUCAAAGAGUUAACUAAGAAGAAGCAGGUUGAACAGGAGUCAGAGCUUCAGUCAUUGCAAACAUCCAACACACAUCUUGAAAACAUUUUAGAGGCCAUCAAGACGCACAAACGUCUGGAAAUGUCACAGCUGAACCGAAUGCAUACAGAAACCAUAAAGAACAUGACCACUCCAACAAAGGCGUACAACUUGAGAUCUCGACUCGUUCCACGCAUGAGUCCAAGUGAUUCACCCAAUGGCUUGAUGGAUACUCCUAAAUCAGGAAUGCAAAUAGAUGACAUAGUCAAUGAGCCCAUCCCACCAGAGAUGAGUGAGCAAGCAUAUGAAGCUAUUGCUGAGGAACUCAGAAUGGUUCAGGAACAAGUGACUAGUCUACAAGCUAAGCUAGAUGAGGAGGAAAGCAGAAAUAUGAAGUCCCAACAACAGCUCAGCAAGCUGGAGCACCAUUCUACUCAGAUGCAAGAGCAUUUCUCGUUGGAAAAAGCUAAAUGGAGUACAGAGCAACAGGAACUUCUUGCACAAAUCAAAUCACUUGAAAAGCAACAGCAAGACUUCAAAGGCAAAGAAGAUGUACUGAAGAGUGAGGUUCACGAUCUUCGAGUGGUUCUUCAGUCUGCGGACAGAGAGCUCCGAAAUGUGAAGUCUGAAUACAGUGCUUUUAAAGACAAGCAGGAGAAGGAGCUGAGCCAGUUAUCUGACAGACAUAUGAACGUACAGCUACAACUGGAUAAUGUCAGGUUAGAGCAUGAAACCCUAAUAGAGGAAAGGCGAUCACUUCAGGAUGCUUAUGAUAACCUGGAAGAAGUGAUGAAAUUUGAGACAGACAACCUAAAACGGGAGCUCUCUGACAGCAAGCAAGAAAAUGAGACUCUGAAAGCUGAGCUUAAUGAACUGUUGGAACUUCUUGAAACUGAAAAAGAAUGCAGACAGAAGCUCGAAUCUCAGCUCCAGGAAAACAAAGAAAAUACAUCAAAGGAACUUGUUAGAGUUCUGGAUGAGAGUGUACAUCUUAAGAAGCAGUGUUCAGAGCUGAUGACUCGUUGUGAACAGCAGGCCAUCGAACUUCACAAACUCGAACAAAAUUUGACUGCAUCCAAGGAGACUAUAACAGACCUAGAGAAAAUAAAAUCUGCUGACCAGGAAGUUGUAGCUGAUCUCAUGAAUCAAAUUCAAGUACUGAGAACAACAAUCAGCCACAAAGCAGAAUCAAUAGACGUACUCACAAGAGAGCUUGAAGACAUUAACAGUAAAUACAGUUCUGUCUUAUCAGAGAAGGAAGAAAGCAGAAAUGUUUUGGAAAAGCAAGAGAGGUUGGUAGAGGAACUUAGAGAGAGCUUGGAAAGAAAGCAGUCUGCUGAUAAGAUUGAGAGUGAGCUUUUAUGCGAUGACCUAAUUCACGCUACUGAACAGCUAUCAAAGUUAACGGAAGCAUUUAAUAAACAGGAGACCUUACUUCAUAACCUUCAAGAAGAACUGCUUAGAAAAGACCAGCUAAUAAAAGAAUUAUCUGACCAGGUUAAACAGUUUGAAGACUUUAAAAUGGAAAAUUCUAAAGAAGAAAUAAUGCAGACACAUAGCAGCACGUGUUCUCCAGUUCAGCUCCCACAGACCCCCAGAACUCCACAAAGCAUUGUGUGCGAGUCUGAGCUAAUCAACCUGCUGAAUAUGAAUACUACUUUAGAGCUUCUUGUAUCUGAAUUCAGUGAAGAGCGAAUAGCAAAAAAUGAAGACAUCCUCAGACUUAAAACACAACUAUGUGAAACGGAAAACAUGCGCCUGGAGAUCCACAUGUUACACACACAGUGCAAAGACUUAAAAAGCCAAUUGGAAAACUGUAAACAACUAGAUAAAAAAAAUGAUGAACAGAAGCAAUCUGACAUGCAGGAACUAAAGAAAGAAAUUGAGAAAGAAGUUUCAGAAAGGAUGGAAAAGGGUAAAGCAGCAGAUCAUUUGCUGAAGUUGGAGGCAGAGUUAGAAGAAACAAAAAGUCUUCUUAACAAUAAAGUGCAUUUUCUAACUGAACUGAGCAAGGAAAUUGAAAGAACAAGAGGUUUGGAGGCUAAAGCCUUCCAAGAAAAAGAAGAAAUAAGGUCACUACUAGAGGGAAAAUAUGAAGAAACUGAAAAACUUUCACAGGAACUGGAUAUGCUAAGGAAGCAAGUUGUCUUUCUUGCUGAAGAAAAUGGAAAAUUACUUGGUCACCAAAAUCUCAACCAGAAGAUUCAGCACCUUGUUAAACUUAAGAAAGAGAAUACUAAACUCAUAGAGGAUGCAGAAAAAAUGCGUAUAGAGAUUGCCUUCCUCAAAGAGGGAAAAAAAUGCGAACACUGCUCCAGUAAUGUUUCAAACAAAAUAUGAUCACUUUAUCGAUGUAUUGUCUUUCAAAAAAGCAAAACAAGAAAGCUGCCGUACAUGGAGACAUUAUGCAAAUAUUAUCUUCUGUGACUCCUGGUUAAAUCUUACCUAGUGGACUUUUACAAUUUUAAAUGUCUAAAAUAUUUAGAAAGAGAAAUAAAAAUAAUUGCAGUUGAAAAAUUUUUGUGGGUGUUUUCUUAAAAAUCCAUUAAUAACCAAUUAGUACUCUGAACCACCCCAUAUGCCAUGUGCACAUGUACAUACUUAAAUCCAGAACAAA